GAGGACUCCGGCCCGGGGAUGCACGGCACUCGACUUGACAGCUUCCUGGGCCAGCUCCGCUGGGAACUGCUGUGUGGCCGGGACACGGGCUCACCCCAGAUGCCGGGUUCCGUGCGUCCAGCCUCCAAGCCUGGCCCAGCUGUGAGACCCGGCCACCAACUCAGGGCCUCAGAUGCCUCGGAAGAGGACUCCGCCUGCUGCGUGGAAGAGGAGGAGGAGGAAACUGUGAUGACUGGGGACAGGGGCGCAGCCUUGGGGGGACCCAGGGAGCACACCCUAGACUGGGACUCUGGCUUCUCAGAGGUAUCGGGGAGCACCUGGCCAGAGGAAGAGCUGUCCUUACUCCAGCGCCCAGUACCCCGAGCUCGGGCCGCCCCCAGCCAGCGACUCUCAGCCCACGGCCUUCCCUUGCCAAGCAGAGCUUCUUUGGCCAGUGCACCGCCCGCCCAACGACCGAGGCCCAAAUCCACUCCGGACGCCUGCCUUGAGCACUGGCGGGGCCUGGAUGCAGAUGAUUGGACUGCGGCCCUGCUGAGCAGGGGCCGGAGCCGCCAGCCGCUGGUGCUAGGGGACAACUGCUUUGCCGACCUCGUGCAUAACUGGAUGGAGCUGCCAGAGGCGACUAGUGAGGCGGGUGCCGGGGGUGGGCCCCGUGCCCGUCCCCGGCCCCCACAAUUCCUGCUUGGCCUCUCUGAGCAGCUGCGGCGAGGACUGGCUGGGGCCCGGCGGGCUGCCAUGGCGGGAAAGCGGCUGUCAUGUCCACCUCGCCCGGAACCGGAACUGUCUGCAGAUGCCUCCCGCUUUGCUGCCCUGAUGAGCUGCCGCAGCCGCCAGCCCAUCAUCUGCAAUGAUGUCAUCGGCUACCUCUGACCCUGCCCUCCAGCCUGGGGACAAUAAAGGCCUUUCUCUGGACUGUCCGGCUCCAUCUCCCUGGGGCUACCGGAAACCGCCUCAGUUGCGGUGCGAUCCAGAGAAGGCAGAGAACAUCGUCCCUCCAGGGGGAGCUCCCUG
Molecule: messenger RNA, 1011 nt
Organism: Echinops telfairi (small Madagascar hedgehog)
Lineage: Eukaryota; Metazoa; Chordata; Mammalia; Afrosoricida; Tenrecidae
Gene: INKA1
Product: inka box actin regulator 1
Exons: 2
Coding region: 19-870 (283 amino acids)
Cellular component (GO): nucleus
Molecular function (GO): protein serine/threonine kinase inhibitor activity; protein kinase binding
Source: RefSeq, a predicted model, not a curated record